UAUACGAAGCACAUGCAAGCUAGAAAUUCUUAACAUGACUCCCAACGUCGCAUCUAAAGUGCUCCCUUCCUACGCGCCAAAAUUAACUGUGGCCAUGAGAAAAGAAGCUAACGAAAUGAGAAAGACUUUGAAACCUUUGAUGGAAAAGAGAAGGCGUGCGCGCAUCAACGACAGCCUCGACCAUUUGAAGAGUCUUAUCCUCCCGUUGAUCGGAAAAGAUAAUUCCCGGUACUCGAAGCUGGAGAAGGCUGAUAUUCUUGAGAUGACCGUGAGAUUCCUUAGCGAUCUCCCGAAUUCUCCCGUUAAAAAUACAUCCGACAAUUUCAAAAAAGGGUAUAAAGCAUGUCUUCAGCGCGUCUCCACACUGCUCCCAAGAAACAGCCUCCUCGACAAAGACACUUGCCAGCGCGUAGACGAGUACAUCCAGAAGUCCAUGGCUGCAGUCGAAGCCCCUGCUUGUCAGAACUGCUGUGCCAAGAACUCCCGCGUCUUUCCUCAAGUGAACCACAGAGUUCGAAUCUUCAACUGUAGCGGGAACCCUAAAGCCGAGACCCACUCAAACAGCGCUCUUCCUCCGAACAGAGCCCCGCAGCCAGUGCCACCCGUUCUCAGUGGUAAUAUGUGGCGGCCGUGGUAGAUUCAAGGACAUUAAUGCCCGACUAAAUGACUGUUAAACUAAAUGAAUAUUAUAUAGUACAUAGUAUGUGCAAGUAAAUUUAAAUGAUGAUACCAUUAAAGGAGCAACGACAGGUGUAAAUACAACCAAAUGUUUGCCAUAGAGAUUAAUUGCAAUGCGCUUAUGAAAUGUAAUGACUACUAUUGUGCAGUCAUUGUUUGAUUUCAGUAUUAUAUACUAGAAUUUUGCAUUUUUUGACUGGUAUAAAUAUUUUGCCUAAUUCAUGCUCACUUUUUAAGCCAGUUGUGUUUUCACAAAGGUUUGAAGUUUGUUUUUGUAAAUUCUGUGAAGUUAUUAUAUUUAGUCCUCUCUGGGGGUUAAAUGCAUAUGGGUUGUAGCUAAAACCCCUGUAAAACCCAAAGGGUUAGUUUGUGUAUGUGAUUUGCACAACUGAUAUUAUCUGAAUCUGUGGGAAGAUGCAAUAUGUAGACACGUUGUGUUAUUGCCCUAAUGCUAAAAAAAGGCAAGUGUCUUUUCAUUAGAAUAUGUAUACAUCAUAAUCCCAAAGAUAAUUUAUUGUAAUAUAUAUUUCAAAAAAUAAAAAAUGUUGAUUUGUGAAGUGUCUCUUUAUAUUUAAUUUAUUCCAUUUAAGCGUUUUUUUUAGCCUUGUAUUUGUGAUGGCUGGUAGAUGUAGGCCAACAUGUAGUGCAAACAUAGUCUAACACUAGCCUGCUAUACUGUAUUGGUUUCUGAGGCCCAAAGGACACACUCAAGCAUACAAGCAUAGACUAGGCCCACAUAGCAUA
This is a messenger RNA of Anguilla rostrata (American eel), 1422 nucleotides long. RefSeq names its product transcription factor HES-2-like. The record is from RefSeq and is a predicted model, not a curated record. Gene Ontology annotation, molecular function: protein dimerization activity; DNA-binding transcription factor activity, RNA polymerase II-specific; RNA polymerase II cis-regulatory region sequence-specific DNA binding. The transcript is spliced from 4 exons. Bases 35 to 637 code for a protein of 200 amino acids. Gene Ontology annotation, cellular component: nucleus. Gene Ontology annotation, biological process: regulation of transcription by RNA polymerase II; anterior/posterior pattern specification; regulation of neurogenesis. NCBI's taxonomy places the organism in Eukaryota, Metazoa, Chordata, Actinopteri, Anguilliformes, Anguillidae.